This is a messenger RNA of Limanda limanda (common dab), 2797 nucleotides long. It is a transcript of the gene tmprss4a, whose product is annotated as transmembrane serine protease 4a. Gene Ontology annotation, molecular function: serine-type endopeptidase activity; protein binding. The coding region runs from base 246 to 1535 and encodes 429 amino acids. Lineage: Eukaryota; Metazoa; Chordata; Actinopteri; Pleuronectiformes; Pleuronectidae. Gene Ontology annotation, cellular component: membrane. The transcript has 13 exons. Gene Ontology annotation, biological process: proteolysis. The record is from RefSeq and is a predicted model, not a curated record.
UGGAAGUGCAGGGCAGAGGGUGGUCCCUGUUGAAACAAUAAAAGUUGGCUGAGAAACUCCUCAGAGAAACAUGCUGAAAUUCAGGGCACAGGAAUACUGUUUUACACCUGCCUGACUUUCUGAUGCUCUUCUGACAAGGAGCGACAACAGCUUUACAGACAACCAUCCAGCUGCAAGAGGAAAGCAUUUGCCCAUUGAAUCCCAGGCACCCAGUGGUUCCACGUCCAGGCCGCCACAGAAAGCCCAUGACGGCUCCAAAGACUGAGAAAGACAAGGCGUCUAAGAGGAAGAAAGUGUUGUUCACUGUCCUGACUGUGAUAGUGCUGCUGGGGAUCCUGGUCACCGCCGCGUAUUUCAUUAAGCAGCUGAUUGAGACCAAGUACUUCUUCUGUUCGGGUUCAGUGAAGUUCAUCCCAUUAGAGCAAACCUGUGAUGGGAAAGAUGACUGUUCUGGAGGAGAGGAUGAAAUUACUUGUUUGUCAAAAUAUACGGUCAACACCACCUUCCCAGUGCGUCUCAACUCAAAUAAGAACAUCCUGCAGGUGUACAGUCCCGGCUCAGGCUGGAGGAGUGUGUGCAGUGACGACUGGAGCGAGCAGCACACACAGAGAGCAUGCAAGCACCUGGGCUACACACAAAAACCUCUUCACACCAAUGUCCCAGUGAGAACUUUAAUGAACUCCCUGAAAGCUGGACCUUUCGCAGCCAUCAAGCCAGAGAAGAAAAACACACCCAUACAUCAGGCUACCAUUGAUCGGCGUGUUUGCAAAACCGGAUCUGUGAUAUCUUUGUCCUGUUCAGACUGCGGCGCGGUGGGCUUCCAGGACCGUAUCGUCGGGGGCACGGAUGCCGUCAUCGAGGACUGGCCCUGGCAGGUCAGCCUGCAGCAGGGGGGACAACAUACAUGUGGAGGCUCGCUGGUGUCCCCACGUUGGGUGGUCACUGCUGCCCACUGCUUUACAGGCAGUAAAAAGGAGCUGAGUCGCUGGAGAGUGGUGUCAGGCCGGACAAACAUGGGCUCGCUGGGAGGUUCCUAUGUCGACAGAAUCAUCGUGAACGGCAACUACGACCCAGCGCGCAACGACUACGACUUGGCGCUGAUGAGACUCAAGAGCCCGAUCACAGUGGGAGCCGCCCGGAAACCUGUAUGUCUCCCCCCUAAAGCCUUGGGCCUGUCUGCUGGAGCCUCCAUGGCUGUGACUGGCUGGGGAUACCUGGAGGAAAAUGGUAACGUUUCUCCUACCCUUCAGAAGGCCACUAUCCCUCUGAUAGACCACACUGUGUGUUCCAGUCCAUCAGUGUACGGGAAAUCCAUAACCGAUAGGAUGAUGUGUGCCGGUUUCCCGGAGGGGAAGGUCGAUGCUUGCCAGGGGGACAGUGGGGGUCCUCUGGUGCACUUCACCUCCUCUAGGUGGCAUCUGGUUGGAGUGGUGAGCUGGGGCGUCGGCUGUGCCCGGAAAGGAAGGCCCGGUGUUUACUGCAACGUGGAAGAAAUGGUCAACUGGAUCAAUACGGUCAUUGAGAAAAACCCCUGAAGGCGUCCACCACAGAACGCUUGACGACCCUUGACAGAAACUAGCGCAAAAGUAUCAGUUUGGUUAACCAAAGACGUGUCACAGAAAGAGAGGAUGGGGAAGUGAAAGACAUAUCUCCAUAACAAACUGUUAGACACACACUCGCACAAACGCACAUUUCACACAAGUUUUGUUUGUGCCAUUUCAGGUUCUUAUCUCAGGGGUAUAUUUAUGUAGCUGUCAGUUGCUGGCCAGUCUGAGGUCUCCAUAGCAGAAUACUCAUGCAAACAUGUUUUGAGCAUUGACAGAUCCAGGUCUUUGACUCAAUAAAACAAUAUCAAUUUGUGUCAAAUACAAACAGAAUAUGUGAUCUCUGAAACUUGCAUGAGGAUAAAAGUUAAUAACCGUUUUAACUGUGAAGAUGUUGUACAUUACCAGACUGGCCGACCUCAGGCGUCAUGUACUUGAUGAAUGUUUUUAGGUGUAAGAUGUGUUGUGAGGGAUCAUAGGGUAAACUUCUGUGUGUCAGGAGGAGUCAAUGUGAAGCCUCAGGUUAAUCUCAGCAGUCCAAUUCAGUUUAAUGCGUUUGUGGUGCUGAUUCACUUGAUCUGUUGUGUGUCACUAUUAAAAGGGCAGACGCACUUUUUUACAGUACAGACGGUGUUCGCUCUCUACCGCAGAAUGAUAAGACAAAAGCACUUUAAUUGGAAAGUGAGAACUACUUGAUGUUAGUGUGUGUGUGUGUGUGUGUGUGUGUGCAGGUUAUUCAAGUGACUAGUCUAAUAAUGCACUGAAGACUGUAAAAAUCUCACGGUGCCUUCAUACAGUCUUAAAGUGCACUUAGAUUUCCACUGGGCCUUCGGAAAGAUUCAGGCCUUAUUUAAGGUGGUGGUCAAGUUGUUUUUAACCAUCACAGCCAAGGGAUAUAAAUAUCACUUCCUAAAAUUCAAAACUGUAUGUUAAUUUUUCACAUUUGUGCACUCAGCCGAAACCCCCCACACAGUUUCGUCCUUUUUAAGCAUCAGUGAAGCAAGGUAAAAAAGACCUUUUUUAUUUAUCAUUUGGUUUACAGGCUUAAACAAAAGUAGAAAUAAGCACUUGACUUUAAAAGUGAGUCAACAUAUUGUAUAUACUGUAUAUUAAAAAAUACUGAACACAGAUAGGAUCCUUUUUUAAGGUUUGCAUACAAUUUGGCACAUUUGACUGUAUAUAUGGUACUUUUUGAUUUUAUGUGUAAAUAUGUUGUAAAUACAGUAAAAUAAAGACAUCUCGAUUUUAAUUUA